Messenger RNA from Prorocentrum cordatum, 166 nucleotides. NCBI's taxonomy places the organism in Eukaryota, Dinophyceae, Prorocentrales, Prorocentraceae. The record is from the annotation of a GenBank genome assembly.
AUGCUCCCAAAGGCGCUCAAGCUGGCGCUCAACCCCCGCGCGUUCGCGAACCGGGCGGUGGCGAGCCUGUACUUGGGCAACCUUGAGCAGUGCGUCGAGGACUGCGGGCACGCCCUGCGCCUGCUGGACAAGAGGCGGCAGAGCCAGGAGCAGGGCGGCAUGCCAG